Messenger RNA from Eimeria mitis, 1407 nucleotides. RefSeq lists its product as uncharacterized. The coding region runs from base 1 to 1407 and encodes 468 amino acids. Gene Ontology annotation, molecular function: ice binding; transcription coregulator activity. Gene Ontology annotation, cellular component: nucleus; SWI/SNF complex. NCBI's taxonomy places the organism in Eukaryota, Apicomplexa, Conoidasida, Eucoccidiorida, Eimeriidae. The transcript has 3 exons. Gene Ontology annotation, biological process: regulation of transcription by RNA polymerase II. The record is from RefSeq and is a predicted model, not a curated record.
AUGCAAGUGGAAGAUAUAACGGAUACACAAGAGGGAGAUGAGGGGAAACAGAAUGCAGCAACAGCAGCAGCUGCAGCAGCAGCAGCAACUGCAACAACGGUAACAGCAGCUACAGCAGCAACAGCAGCAAUUGCUGCUGCUAGUGCUGCUGCUGCUGCUGCAGCAACAAGUCCCAAAGGCUGCAGAGCAGCAGCAGCAGCAGCAGAAUCGAGGCCCCCAACCCCCAGAAGAGACAACGGAGACAGCUGUCCCCUCACGAGGAGGGGCAAAGCAGCAGCAGCAGCAGCAGCAGCAGCUGCUGCAGCAGCAGCUGCAGCAGCAGGAAGAUCUCCAGGUACCGCCGCUACGUCUGAUGAGAAGGAACGACCGCAGCAGCAGAGGCGCAGCAAGAGCCUGCGGGGGAAGCAGCAGCAGCAGCAGCAACAGCAACAGCAGCAGCAGCAGCAGCAGCAGCAGCAGCAAUGCCGCACAUCCGCGAGACUAAGAAGGUCUUCUGUUGAGCCUGAUGGCGGCGAGGAGACAGAUGCUCUUGCUGCUGCUGAUGCAUCUCCCCCAGACCCAGCAGCAGCAGCAGCAGCAGCAGCAGCAGCAGCAGCAGCAGCAGGAGGUGUGCCUUCAUUCUGCUGCGACGAGAAAACAUAUCAAUGUCUCUUUCUCUCUCUACACAGCAGCAGCAGCAGCAGCAGCAGCAGCAGCAGCAGCAGCAGCAGGGGACCGCAGAGCUACAGUGAUAUGCUCAAUAACAAAGGCCUCCUCGCCCGCUGCUGCCUGCUGGAGGCUGCUGCUCUGCUGCUGGUUGCAUGCGGCGUGAAGGCAGACAGCAGCAGCAGGAAGCAGCUGCAGCAGCUUGCUGCUGCUGUUAGGGAUUUUAGUAUCGAGGAUGCAGCAGCAGCAGCAACUGCAGCAGCAGCUGCUGCUGCAGCAGCAGCAGCAGCAACACCCAGUGGCAACUCACCUGCUGCUGCUGCUUCGCCACCAGCAGCAGCUCUAAAGAACGGCAGCAGCAGCAGCAGCAACAGCAGCAGCAGCAGCAACAGCAGCAGCAGCAAGUCAGGGCUUGCAGCAGCAGCGAAGCCAUCUGCUGCAGCAUCCACAGCAGGCUCUUCUUCUUCUUCUUCUGCUGCUGCUGCUGCUGCUGCUGCUGCUCUCUGCUGCCAGCGGAAAGCUGCUGCAGCAGGAGACACAAGAGCAGCAGCACUGCGCCGUCUGUCUCUUCUCAACCGAGGUGUCUCCUGUUCUCUCUGCGGGCGUAUAGGCACAAGCUCUCAGCAGCAGCAGCAGCAGCAGCAGCAGCAGCAGCAGGGGUGCAGCAGCAGCGACAACCAGCAGCAGCAGCAGCAGCAGCAGGCGGCGCAGGGCCUGGAGAGACAGCAGCAGCAGCAGCAGCAGCAGCAGCAGCAGCAGUAG